Pyrgilauda ruficollis (rufous-necked snowfinch) is the source of this 8393-nucleotide messenger RNA. It is a transcript of the gene SLC7A3, whose product is annotated as solute carrier family 7 member 3. Gene Ontology annotation, molecular function: amino acid transmembrane transporter activity. Gene Ontology annotation, cellular component: plasma membrane. The record is from RefSeq and is a predicted model, not a curated record. NCBI's taxonomy places the organism in Eukaryota, Metazoa, Chordata, Aves, Passeriformes, Passeridae. The transcript has 12 exons. Gene Ontology annotation, biological process: transmembrane transport; amino acid transport. Bases 3149 to 5056 code for a protein of 635 amino acids.
CAACAGCCAUUGUCUAGCUGUGUGAGCCCCCGGGCCAGUGAUACAUGUAGAGCUCUUGAAUGAAUUAAUUUUUCAACUCCUUGCAUGUAAAAUAAAGGUGUCUUUUGCAGUGGUGCAUGCUGUCUACUUGGGUAGAGGCAGUGCCCAGUGCUGCCCACGGAUCCCCACUGGGCAAACAGGGUAGGUCUGUGCUUGGCUACGGCUGGCUUUGCUCAGCCAGAGAUUUGAGAUCUGUUACAGGAAGGAGCUGAGUGCUGGUGGAUGGAGGUACAGUGUGGCUCUGGGGAAGCAUUUCUGGACAAAAUUGAUGCUUCCAGUGGAAUACUUGGAUGUGUGGUGGUGGUAGGCAACUGUAUGGGCAGGUUUUUUCCUUAGGCCAUCUUCACAUUGGAUGUGGGAAAAGGCAAUGCUGGCUUAUGGCACAUUAGACUUUUGUAGCCUUUGGCUAUUUAUUACUGCUUUAUUAUCAGUGACUGCAGGCACAUGGUGGCACAUGCACUUGGGACUCAGUCCAGUCCCUCACUGUUCUGCAUGCUGGUGCUGAGAGCCCUGCUCUGCUGCCUUCUCUCAGUGGUCAUUGAUGCAGGCACCUUCUUGCACUGCCUUGUGUCUGGGUGAGGCACUGGAGAGUCUGGUGCUGGCAGUGCCCUGAGGUAGGGCUGGGAAGGCUGGCCUGUUCCUCCUCCUGUUAUUUCUGGCUGCCUUGGAACAUGCAUUCACAGGUAGCCCACACCCCUUCCUGGGGCACUGCCCUGGACUGUGCACAGGGGUGGCUGCACAGGGCUGCACAGCUGUGCUGGCUGUCUCCCACCCCUGCGUGGCACUUGGUUGCUGGGGAGCUCCAAUGCUGGCACAAUCUGCAGCAGAGAGCCCUAACAUGCUGUGUGUUCCCUGGACAUGCAUGAAGAUAACUUCUUGGUGCAGGUACUAAGGGAGUUGACUCCAAAAAGUGCCCUGCUACUUGUAAACAAAGAGGAACUCGUGGGUGAAGCUGGACUCAGUGGUCCUUAUGGUCCCUUCCAAUCUGAAAUACUCUAUAAUGUUUCAGUUGUGGAAGGUGGUGGAGGCAUCCAGGGAUGGAUGCGGAUCUGUUUCUGCAGGUCUUCUGGCCCCUUUUAUGGGCUGGAGCCAUUUCCUACCCUCUUUUGAUGCUGGCUAUGUGUACCUUGCCGCUAUUUGCCUUCCUGCUGCUCCUGUUGAGACGUGCACUUGGCUUGUUCCAUGCCUCUGCCUGCUCCUGGCCCUUGGCUUGUGCUGCUGGAUCCGGGCCCUGGUUGAUGGGAGUGGGGAGCAGUAAGACUGGGAGGUGAGGAUGGGACACUGGGAAGACACAUGUGGAGCUGCAGACGUGUUCUGGUGUCCUAAUGCUGCUCCUUUCUGGAAAUUGCCUCCCAACGCCUGAUGUUGCAAGAAGGUUUCUGGUAAUAGGGAAAUAAUGUAAUCUGCCACCUUGCUAUUCUGGGUACCCCGUGUCUGCUUGUCUGGGACAGGGUGACCUUGCUUGGAGUCCUGCUGUACCCGUGGUGCUGCCUAUCCUGUCUGAGAACAUUCUCAGCGAUGGUGCUGCCCAGGUGGGUCCUUGCCUACAGCUGGCAGCGCUGGCAGGAGUGGGAGCUGUGUGAGUAGUAACAGCCAUGCUGCUGUCUGUGCCUUGACCUUACUUCGUCAUGGGGUCAGGAAGGAAAGGGAGGUUGCUGAACUGCAGUUCCUCGAUUCUGAGAAGCGGGGGCAGAAGAGCUUGAGUCACUUCGUUAGAAGCAUGAGCUAGUGUUUCCAUCACUGCAUAUUCCCGGAGUUUUCCCCACCCAGAGGAUGCGGGGGAGGCAGCUGCCUAGCGCUCCUGCCUGCCCUGCUGUGCUCCCCCCCGCUCUGCAAGAGGCUGAAAAGCUUUUUGCCUCGAUAGCGGCAAUGCCGGAGCAGGGCAUUGCCCAUGAUGCCGGCGAGGGGCUGGCUUACCUCUCUGAGCUGCUGCUUUGAAUGGGCGCUCACGACAGGCAAGCACUGGAUUGCAUCAGGCGCGGCCUGCUGACAGGCAGCUCCCAGCCUGAGCGCUGGAGAGGAUGGUGCUGGCCCCUGCCUCUCUCCUGGCUGCCGAACAGUUCUCCCAGGACUGGCGUUUCCCAUCACUUAGGGCUGCCUGUUGCUCCCAGAACUGAGGGGCCUGUAGCAGAGCAUACGGAGGUCGGGGGAGAGUCACCCCACAAGCCGCGGGCUGAGCUCCGCUGGCAGCGCCUGCAUCGGGGCUGGCCUCGCCUCUUCGCCUCGCUCCCAGCCGCGGCGGGGCACGGCCGGGACAGGCUCUGUUCUCAUGGCACAUCUGGACCCGGGGGACCCUCAGCUGCUCCCUCCGUGGCGUUUCCCGAAGGAGCAGGGUGCCUUGCCCUGGUCUCGGAGCUGCCGGCCGCAGCAGCCGCACUCCCGCCGGCCGAGCCGUGCCUCGCCCCGGUGCCACUUGUCCCUGGAAUUUAUAUUUUCAAAAACGAGCGCGGGAACCGGGGGGCGGGUGGGGCUAGGAGGAACUCGGCUCUGCCUUCUCCCGCCUCCUCCCCUGGGGCUUUUCACCCUGGGUGAAAGCUGAUGAGCGCCUGUUCCCGCCUCCAUUUGUACCAAUCUAUCACGGGCGGAACUCGCCCCCCUCUAACGCUCUCGGCCGCGGCGCGGAACGGAACCGAGUUCACCUAAAGGGGAUCGCACGGGGACGAGCCGAGCCGAACCGAACCGCGCCGCAGGUGAGUGGUGGCGGGCGCUGCCGCCGGACCGGGAGGGGCUUGGCGCAACCGGUGCCGGUCUUGCAUCAGCUGCCGCCAGCCCGCACAUGGCCGGUCCUGCCGCGGGGCCGCGCUCGCAUUCUGCCAUCCCCGCCGCAUCGCCGGGCUCCGCGGUGGCACUCCUGGGGACCGGAGAUGCCCCCGCGGGGGCUGAGGCGCUGUUCCCGAGCUAGCAGCUUCCCACACCUACGCCAAGUCGCGGCGGGAUGCGAUGGCUGCCGGGCUGCGGUAGGCACCGGGAUGCAGCGGGAGCCUCCUGCUGCCGCCUGACCCGUGCGGAUCUCGAGUCGGGUACUUGGAACAAUUGACCAGCGCUGGGGAAGGCAGCUAGAGUUGUCCAGGGCUUUUGACCAGCUGAGCUUCACUGAGGAGAAGACAAGAUGUUGGGGGAAAAAAUGACCGGUUUUGGGAGGAAGCUGAUCCGCCGGCGCGUGGUGGACCUGAGCUCCGACGACACACAUUUUGCUCGCUGCCUCUCCACACUGGAUCUCAUAUCCCUGGGUGUGGGCAGCACACUAGGGGCUGGUGUGUAUGUGAUGGCCGGGGAGGUAGCCAAGGAGAUGGCUGGUCCCUCCAUCGUCCUCUGCUUCCUGGUGGCUGCUUUCUCAUCUGUACUGGCUGGACUCUGCUAUGCAGAGUUUGGGGCCCGUGUCCCCAAGGCCGGCUCUGCGUACCUCUACAGCUACGUCACCGUUGGUGAGAUCUGGGCUUUUAUAGCCGGGUGGAACCUCAUUCUCUCCUAUGUGAUAGGUACGGCCAGUGUGGCUCGAGCGUGGAGUGCAACAUUUGACAACAUCAUCGGCAACCCCAUCUCCACCUUCUUCGCCAACAAGAUCUCAAUGCACCUGCCAGGAGUGCUGGCCAAGCAUCCAGACUUCUUUGCUUUGAUCCUGAUUUUGCUGCUCACUGUACUGCUGGCAUUUGGGGUCAGCGAAUCUGCCCUCGUGAACAAAAUCUUCACGGCGGUGAACCUGUUGGUGCUGAGCUUUGUCAUCAUUGCUGGAUUCAUCAAGGGAGAUAUCAAGAACUGGCAGCUUUCAGAGAAGGACUGUAUCAACUGCUCGCUGCCAGACUCACUGGAUGACAUGAAAGAAGCUUUUGGCUCUGGUGGGUUCUUCCCCUUUGGACUGGGAGGAAUGCUGACUGGCGCUGCCACCUGUUUCUAUGCCUUUGUGGGCUUUGACUGCAUUGCCACCACAGGAGAGGAAGCCAGGAACCCGCAGCGCUCGAUUCCCAUUGGCAUCAUUGUGUCCCUCCUCAUCUGCUUUGUGGCUUAUUUUGGGGUCUCUGCAUCCCUGACUCUCAUGGUGCCCUACUUCCUCCUGAACAAGAACAGCCCUCUGCCUGAGGCUUUCAAGGCGGUUGGUUGGGAGCCUGCCCGCUACGCCGUUGCCGUUGGCUCGCUCUGUGCCCUCUCCACCAGCUUGCUGGGCUCCAUGUUUCCUAUGCCUCGAGUGAUCCAUGCCAUGGCAGAGGACGGGCUGCUCUUCAAGUUCCUCUCCCGGAUCCACAGUGGCAGAAAGACCCCUCUGAUCGCCACCUUUGUCUCGGGGUUCUUUGCAGCGGUGUUUGCCCUCCUGCUUGACCUGAAGGACCUGGUGGACCUCAUGUCGAUCGGCACGCUGCUGGCCUACUCCCUGGUGGCCGUGUGCGUGCUCAUCCUCCGGUACCAGCCCAGACAGCCGAACUCUCCGAAGGCCACGGAAAUGCUGGAGCUGAAUGGGAAUGAGGAGGAGACAGUGAUCAUGAACCCGACCAUCACUGCUGCCAGUGCCCAGCACAAAGAGACCUUGUCCCUGGUGAUGCUCUUCAACCCGCCUGGGGACACCCCCACUGUGCUCUCGGGGCGCAUUGUCUAUGUCUGUGUCACGGUCAUUGCUGCACUGAUCACAGUCAUCUGUGUGGUCCUGACCCUCAAUAUGGCUGCGCUGAAGGAUGCCAAUGUGGGCUGUGUCGUGGCUCUGGUGCUGCUCCUCAUGGCUCUGCUUAUUUUCACCAUCAUCAUUUGGAGGCAGCCGCAGAGCAAUGCACGAUUAAACUUCAAAGUACCUUUCCUCCCACUCGUGCCAAUGUUCAGCACCUUCAUUAACAUCCUGCUGAUGGUACAGCUGAGUGCCGCCACCUGGGCGCGGUUUGCCGUCUGCAUGGUUCUGGGUUUCAUUAUUUACUUCACCUACGGGAUUUGGAACAGCGUGGAAGGGAAAAAUGCGGAAAAAGCCUGUGCCACAGUAGAAAAACCUCUGCACCAUCCUGGACUGGACCUCAGCCCUGGGGCUGCUGCGGUGUGAGGGCCUGGGGACCAGCACUCCAUGGACCUCUUUGCCACUUUGGGGCAAGAUCAUGAUCCAUCUAUCCCCUCUCCUGCAGAGACUGAGUCCCAGGGUGAAGUACUAAGAUCUGAACAACAGGCCCUGAGCCAAAGCUGACCUAGGAUGAACACUCCAACCAAAUGUUGUAUGUUUCCACUUUAACAAAGUAUUGUUACAUGUACUCACUUAUUGGCAAAACAUGUUCACCUUUCUGUAUCUAGAAACAGGACAGGGCCACAUCUGGCCUUAUUAGGUGGUAUAGGAUCAAAGACAACUCCCCUUGGAUCCUCCUUGAGCCCUGGCCAGGCUCUGGGAGGAAGCUGACAGGAAAAUGAAAUCAGAAAUGAUGUCAGCUGGUUUGUUUAGCAGUGUAAAACCUGGACCACUGUCCCAGCAAAGUGGGGGAGCCUGGUGGCCUGCAAAGGAGGAGGCACUGCAGGAGCUCCCAGCUCCUGGCGUGGUUCUCCAGUCCUUGGCUGUGGCAGCUUCCCCCAGAGCUGAUGUUCUUGGGCUUGGAUGAUGUGUGAUGGAUCUUCCUUCAUCACUGUAGGCAUUCUUUCCUAGCAAUGAUUAGCAUUGCUCAGCCUGUCCCUUUGCAAUUCUUUGCUCAUGGUUAGGUGCCUUGCUUAGCUUUUUGUGAUUCUUUGCAGUUUUACAUCAUAGUAAUGCCACUGUUCCUUAAGUUGGUGUCUGUGUCUCUGACCCUACUCGCAAAACAAAAAUCAGCGCAGUCAGCAGGGUCACAACAAACUGUUGCUUUUAAAAUCUAAAUGAAAAGAAUCAGCCCUGUCUGAAAUUCCCAGAUGGGAAGACCUUCCAUAUAGUUCACUGGUCCUCAAGUGGGCCAUGUGAGCAACAGGGAAGUCAGUUAUAAGGAGUUGAACUGCUGGAUAUAUUGAAAUGCAUCCAAAAAUUGCAUACUGAAAAAGGAAAAGAACUUGUGGAUUGGAAAGGCAAGGAUGAAUUUUGUUAACAGUAUAUCAAACAAAACACCAACAAAAGGAACAGUUGUUGAAAUGCUCUAACAUGGACCAACAGAUGUGAGUUGCAGAAUCAAACUGUAAUGCUAAAAUGCCCAAAUAAGCUGCUUGCUGAUAAGAUGGAUUUACCAAACUUGCUGAGAAGGCUGCAGUUAGAGUAGCUCAGUAUCAGGAAAGGAGAGGGCAAGUGAAUGACAAGAAAAUGCAUGCAGUUAUUGCAGAGGCAGGUGUGCAGUGGGAUCCUGAUAAAUGGAAUGGAGAUAUUUGGGAUUCUGUGCAUUCUGAUGAGGCUGGUUCCCGAGAUGAAUUUGUGGAUGUGAGACCAGCAUGGAGACGAAAGGUAGAAUUAGAUGCUAAUGGUCAGGAGGGAUACUCAUAGAGGAUUAUACUCAGCAUAAAGUAAAUUAAAUAUUUGAACAGUUUAGGAAAAAACAGGGGAACCUCUUUUCUCUUGGGUGGUGUGCUUGCAUGAUCAGGGAGCAUCAGGGAUAACCCUAGACUCAGGGGACUCUAAGAAGUUUUUAGUUUGAGUUUGGAUUCUUUUGUGCAGGAUGCAUUUUGGAAUAACAUUCACUAUGCUUUGGCUGUACUACUAAAUACCCUACAGAAAAUUAUUGGCUAGGAUCUGAAAGUCAGUGGUACACUUGGUGAGAUUUUGUACAAGAUGCAUGAGAACCUCUUGUGAUUUUGUAUUUGUAGAUAACGUUACUGAAGAUACAAGUAGUCACUCCAAUAUUUGUACUUGUAACUAUUGCAAUGACAGGAUUUUAGUUACUUAUUUUUUGUUUCUAUUUUUUAAAUGAAGAUUUUUAGUUUUUUACCUCCUGUUGUAUCCUGUCAAUUUUUGGAAUCUAACUAUACCCUGAUUCAAGACUUGCAGCCUACUCCCACUGGUAUGAACUGGUAAAGGUACUGUUCCAACACAGACCUGAGGCUUGCUGAAACAAACCCAGGAGAAUGGAUAAAAGGCUUUAAUUGCUGUCCAUCAUGGCAUGGCAGAAAUCCAUCAUGUGAUGUAGGCACACAGUUUGGGGUGAUUGGGAUGGGCUGGCCCAGCCUCAUCCCCAGUGGCACAGCUGUGAGCAGCACUGACAGCAGCGAGCCAUGGAGUGCCCAGGUGUGCUGAGCACCCACCAAAGGGAGCAGAGGGCACACAGGGGCAGUGCAUCAGCAUCAGGGGUGUAAAAGGCUGGGCUGAAGAACAAGAAGGGCAGAUGCUUGCAGCUUUCUGAGGUGAUAUGGUGUUACUCUGUGUGGGCAGACACCUGAAGCCUUCUGAAGGGGUCUGGUGUCACUCUGUAUGGGUUGAAGCUUUCUGGUAUUGAAUGGUUGGUGACACUCUGUGUAGUGUGCCCAUCUCAACCUGAGCUGUGACAAUGUGAUGGAGCGGGUGAAGAAAGAUGGAGAACACUUUGGGCAUUCUUUUUGGAUGGGUGCCUACAGCUACCAGAAUUCUCAGCUGAGUGCUUCACCCUGGUGUUGUUUUAUUGAUGCUAAUCCUUUUGCUUUUUGUUCUGGUAAUUGCAUAUUAUGUUAAGGUUUGGAUGAUCAUGAAACAAUUAGCUUACCAACUACCUCCACUGAUAGUAGACAAUCCAUGCGGUACCAAAGCAUGAAAUGUUCUCAAGCUCUGUUUGGAUAUUGUGAAGCUUGAGUGACUAUAGUCACAGAGAGUGUAUUGUGUAGGAAAAUGACUGGGAACUCUGUGGACAGGUAACUGGGGGUACAAUUAGAGGAAACUGAGGACUUAGAACAGUAUGGAAAUUAGAGGGUAUAUAUAUUCCUUAGUUUGGUGUGUGUGUGUCUCUGACCCUACCUACUAGCAAAACAGAGUCAGGACUGCAGAGCUGGGUCGUGUGCUGCCUCUCCCCCUCACAGGGAAGUCCCCUGGCUGGGUGGGAGUGCUGGUGGCCCAGGGCUGGUCUCUGCCCUCCUCCACUCCCACAGAGGGGCAGUGACACCAGCACAGCCCUCUGGCCAUGAAAGCUGCUUUCUCUGUGCACAGGAGGCUCCACGUAAUGGUGCAGCUGUACUCAUUCCAUCUGUCAUGUGGCUGUGUUCACCACCUCCUCCCUGCUUCCCAAGUGCCAGACUUGUACGUGGCAGCCGUGGCUGGAGCUCUGCAGAAGGCUUACUGCAACUUGUUCUGGUACUCAUGGUACUCUGGUACUCGCUGCUAGCAAACUGGUACUGCCCUGACCAUGCUUUUUGAUGUAAAUAUCUUGCUCAAGUGUCAGUGAGAUGUCUUCAGUGUAGUUGUACUUGUGUCCAACCUCACCUGCCUUUCUAUAAUUUUAAAGCUAAAUUUUUUACUCUAUUAAAUUAAAUGUUUUUAA